Panicum virgatum (switchgrass) is the source of this 2407-nucleotide messenger RNA. RefSeq names its product G-type lectin S-receptor-like serine/threonine-protein kinase SD2-5. Gene Ontology annotation, molecular function: ATP binding; protein kinase activity. The transcript has 2 exons. The record is from RefSeq and is a predicted model, not a curated record. Lineage: Eukaryota; Viridiplantae; Streptophyta; Magnoliopsida; Poales; Poaceae. Bases 259 to 2088 code for a protein of 609 amino acids. Gene Ontology annotation, biological process: protein phosphorylation.
GCACUAGCACUGAUAAGAUUUUAAUUUGCAUUCACAUAUAGUGCUUGACAUGUGAGAAAUGGUAUUACUCAAAAAAUCACAGGCACAGUAGCUUUGUGCGUCUAUGAUUGAUGAUGCAACAAGUAAACAAGUUGAACAAGCAAGUCCCGGCCAUGUAAAACUUUUUCCAGUGGAUCAUCUAGUUCUCCAGCGUAUUACGUGUUUGGCUGUACGCCCCUGACCAAUUCAACACGCAAACCUUGGGAAUAUCUAUUACCCAUGCCUCCUUGGAUUUUUCUUUUCUUCCCCUCUGCCACAGGGCCACAGGGGCCAUGGCCAUGGUACAAGCCAAAAUGCAACCCAACAAGUAGGCCAAUGCAAGGAAUCCAAAACAAGAUGACAUCCCUGAGUUCUUCCUGGACUCUCCACCUCCUGCAUCUCUUCCUGCUCCUACCAGUCGGCAACACCAUCACAUUCAGCAUCAGCAACAGAUGCUCCGACACCAUAUGGCCAGCCGCUGUGCCGGGCGGUGGCGUGAAACUCGACCCUGGAGAGUCCUGGACCCUCAACAUGCCGGCCGGCACUGGACCCGGGCGUGUGUGGCCGCGCACGGGCUGCUCAUUUGACAGCACCGGUAAGGGGUCAUGCCAGACAGGAGACUGCGGCGGCGUGCUGGCCUGCACAAGCAGCGGUCAGCCACCCGUCACGCUUGCUGAGUUCACCAUCGGAGGAGGGACGGAUUUCUUUGACAUCUCCCUCGUCGAUGGCUUCAACGUGCCCAUGGACUUCAUGCCGAUCCCAGCAAACGGACAGGGAGGGCAAGCAUGCAGCAGGGGGCCUCGCUGUGCAGCAAAUAUCACAUCGCAGUGCCCAGAGAAGCUGAAGGUGCCUGGGGGCUGCAACAGCGCGUGUAGAGUGUUCAAUCAAGACAAGUACUGCUGCACCGGGAAUGUCAGCAGCACCUGCGAGCCCACCACCUACUCAGUGUUCUUCGUGCGUGGGUGCCCCGACGCCUACAGUUACUCCAGGGAUGAUAGCUCGAGCACUAUCUUCAGUUGCCCAUCGGGCACCAACUAUCAGGAGAUGCAUGAAGGGGAUGAAGAGUUCGGAGACCUACCAGGAAUGCCAACGAGGUUCACAUUUCAGCAGCUACAAGAAGCAACUGACCAAUUCAGACACAAGAUUGGGGAAGGAGGAUUUGGGUCUGUUUUUGAGGGGCAAUACGGUGAAGAAAGAAUUGCGGUUAAACGUUUGGAUCGAGCUGGUCAGGGUAAGAGAGAAUUUUUAGCAGAGGUUCAGACAAUUGGCAGCAUCCAUCACAUUCAUCUAGUGAGGCUGAUUGGUUUCUGUGCAGAGAAAUCACAUAGGCUUUUGGUGUAUGAGUAUAUGCCCAAAGGGUCCUUGGAUAGGUGGAUCUAUUACUCAUAUGACAAUGAUGCUCCCUUGCUGGACUGGCAAACUAGAUGCAAGGUUAUUUCUCACAUUGCUAAGGGUCUAUGCUAUCUACAUGAGGAGUGCAUGAAGAAGAUUGCUCACUUGGACGUCAAACCACAAAACAUCCUCUUAGAUGAAAACUUCAAUGCUAAAAUUUCUGAUUUCGGAUUAAGUAAGCUCAUUGAUCGGGAUAAGAGCCAAGUGAUUACAAGAAUGAGAGGCACACCUGGAUAUUUAGCUCCUGAGUGGUUGACAUCCCAAAUCACAGAAAAAGCCGAUGUAUAUAGCUUUGGCGUUGUGGUCAUGGAAAUCAUUAGUGGCAGAAAGAAUCUUGACACUUCACGGUCUGAAGAAAGCAUCCAUCUUAUUACCUUACUGGAAGAAAAGGUGAAGAGUGAUGAGUUAGCAGAUUUGAUUGACAAGUACAAUAGUGACAUGCAAGCACACAAGCAAGAAGUAUUAGAAAUGAUGAGGCUUGCAAUGUGGUGUUUACAAAUUGAUGCUAAAAGAAGGCCUCAAAUGUCUGAGGUGAUCAAAGUCUUGGAAGGUCACAUGAAGGCAGAAAGCAAAAUUGAUCAUAACUUUGUGGCAACAAGUCAAACAAUGUUUGGUAUUGUUGAAAAUACAGGUUCCUCAGAUCCACCUCAAGCCUCACAUUUAUCAGCCCCCAGGUGAAAUGGGGUAACUGUGAGAAGUUUGUAGCCUAGGUUAGACACAGAUAUGUGUAUCUAGGAAAAGCCAUUAUCAGUUUUAUAUUUUUUCCAAGUUACUAUAAUUCUUUUGUUUGGUUUUCCAUUGUAACACAAAUCUGUUCUAGCAGCUUUCUUUUUCUGAAAGCUAUAAUCAAAAUGCUAAUAUGAACAGGCUCAAAGCAAAUUGGGAGUUGGGUUUUUUUUUAUCUCCAAAAUGCUGAAGUGGAAAGAGAGAGAAAAAACAAAGCAGUACUAGUGUUUACAGCCAUGGAUUUUCUACUGAAACUAAGUUUCCUGUCCUA